This is a messenger RNA of Oncorhynchus keta (chum salmon), 6150 nucleotides long. RefSeq names its product leucine-rich repeat-containing protein 4-like. Gene Ontology annotation, biological process: postsynaptic density protein 95 clustering; synaptic membrane adhesion; excitatory synapse assembly. Gene Ontology annotation, molecular function: protein binding. NCBI's taxonomy places the organism in Eukaryota, Metazoa, Chordata, Actinopteri, Salmoniformes, Salmonidae. Bases 1394 to 3445 code for a protein of 683 amino acids. The transcript has 2 exons. Gene Ontology annotation, cellular component: plasma membrane; postsynaptic density membrane; glutamatergic synapse. The record is from RefSeq and is a predicted model, not a curated record.
UCCUGGCUCCACCGUGGUUACUGCAGUAGUCCAGCAGCCAGUCGGGAGCCACAGAGCAACUGCCACAACUUGCUACCUCACCUCAUCCUUACUGCCCCCAGCCCUGAGCUCAGGCACGGAGAUCAACUAGUAGGCAACCAGGACAGACAGAGAGACACACCUCGGGAGAGAGUACCAGGCCAGGAACUUUCCAUACCUGCCUCUGUUUACGGAUACCGGUUACAGAUACCCUGCACAGCCACCAUCGCAUCGACACAGCAGGAGUCUACCCCUCUCUCUCUCUCUCUCUCUCUCUCUCUCUCUCUCUCUCUCUCUCUCUCUCUCUCUCUCUCUCUCUCUCUCUCUCUCUCUAUUUUUCCCUCACUGAUACUGAGGAGAGGACACUCUCUCUCCUUCAACUGCUUUUUCCUCUCCCUCUCUGCUUCUCUUUCUCUAAAGCGUAGCUCCGGCAGCACUGCGCUCCCUCUCCUCCUCCUCCCCUCUCUCUAACCAGCACCCCCAUCUCUCCACCUCCCCCCCACCCCCUCAGGAAGAAUACUGCUAACUGUGCUGCACGCGGCAGGCUGCAGCUGCUAUAGCCACGGCCAGGCAAACCAUCGCAGGGAGAGGACCAGAAGAGAAGAGAGAAAAAGAGAGGACAGUGGGAUGACUGCGUCAGGAGUCCUUUAGCUUUUUUCUCUCUCUCUUUCUCCAUCCAUCAGAGCGGGGCGAAUCAGGCACCAGCUAGCCUUCGGCAAAGUCACCGAGACGGAGGGCUCUCAGCCGACAUACACACAGAAACACAGAAACACACACACACUCACGAGGACCUGCCAGACCGGUGGAUUUAAAAGAAAAUUGAUUGUCAUUUUUUUCCUUUCUGCUCGGUGUGUCUGGCUUUUACUGCUUGAUGGAGCAGUGUGAUUCGUCAACAGAGGGGCCGUGUGUCUGCGGCUGCAGGCAGGGAGAGGGGGAGAGGAGGAGGGCCGGGGGACGCCAGUCACCUGCUUAGCUUAACCCACACGGCCUGUCCUUUCCCACCGAGCUUCUAGUCUCUACACACUGCUCUGCUCCACUCUCACCACCGGCAAACAGGAGACAUUUUGUUCCAUUAGUUAACACAGGAACAUUACCACCACUUUCCAGAUUGAAGGAGAAGAACUGAAUAUAAAUACACUUUUCACAUUUCUGUUUUUCCAUGGAAAGGGAAAUAUACAUGACUCUGGUUCCUGAUUGUUUUUUGUGAUAUUCAGAAAAGAAGAAACAAGGGGCCGUUUAAGAACUAAUGAGCGUCACCCAGUCUCGUCGAUGGCGUGGCGAAUCCUGUCCUUGCUCCAGCCAGGGUAGGAGGGUGGUGCGUCCUCCUCUAGUGUCCGUCUCGCCCCAACAUGCUGAACAAUGAGCCCUCCGCAACAUGAGUACUGUGGGCCGGGUUUAUCUGCAGCCCACCUGGAACGCAGCCCUGCUCGCCCUGCUAGCCCUCACCAUGGUGCCAGCUCUCAGUGUGUGCCAGCCUGCCGGCCUGGGUCCGCCCCCCAACCCCCAGAACUGUCCGGUGGUGUGCUCCUGCACCAACCAGAUCGGUAAGGUUGUGUGUACACGCCGUGGCCUGGUCAGGGUUCCCCCCGGGAUCCCCACCAGCACCAGGUACCUCAACCUGAUGGAGAACAGCAUCGAGACCAUCCAGGCUGACACCUUCAGACACCUACACCAUCUGGAGGUGCUGCAGCUCGGCAGGAACGCCAUCAGGCAGAUUGAGGUGGGGGCCUUCAACGGCCUCACCAGCCUCAACACCCUGGAGCUGUUUGACAACAGACUGACGGGGAUCCCCAGCGGGGCUUUUGAGUACCUGUCCAAGCUGAGGGAGCUGUGGCUGAGGAACAACCCCAUUGAAAGCAUCCCCUCCUAUGCCUUCAACAGGGUGCCCUCUCUGAUGAGGCUGGACCUAGGGGAGCUCAGGAGGCUAGAGUACAUUUCUGACGGGGCCUUUGAGGGCCUGCAGAACCUCAAGUACCUGAACCUAGGGAUGUGUAACCUCAGGGAGAUGCCUGUCCUGUCUCCCCUGACUGGCCUGGAGGAGCUGGAGAUGUCUGAGAACACUUUCCCUGAGAUGAAGCCUGGCUCUUUCCGUGGCCUGCGCUCGCUUCAGAAACUCUGGAUUAUGAACUCUGGGAUCACCGUGAUCGAGAGGAACGCCUUCGAUGACAUCACAGCACUGGUGGAGCUGAAUCUAGCCCAUAAUAACCUGUCAUCUCUCCCCCAUGACCUCUUUGCCCCGCUGCAGUACCUAGUGGAGCUCCAUCUCCACCACAACCCCUGGAGGUGUGACUGUGACGUGGUCUGGCUGUCCUGGUGGCUCAGGGAGUACAUCCCCACUAACUCCACCUGCUGCGGCCGCUGCCACUCCCCUGCCCACAUGAGAGGACGAUACCUGGUGGAGGUGGACCAGACCACAUUCCAGUGCUCUGCUCCCUUCAUCCUGGAUGCUCCAAGGGACCUCAACAUCUCUGCAGAGAGAGUGGCUGAGCUCAAGUGUCUUACGGCCGCCAUGUCAUCGGUCCGAUGGCUGCUUCCUAAUGGGACCGUUCUGACCCACGGCUCGUCUCACCCUCGGAUCUCUGUCCUUAAUGAUGGAACGCUCAACUUCUCCAAUGUUUUGCCAUCGGACAAGGGUGUCUAUACUUGCAUGGUGACUAAUAUGGCAGGUAACUCCAACGCCUCAGCCUACCUGAAUGUCAGCAAUGCUGAGCUCAACACCUCCAACCUGUCCUAUUUCACUACAGUGACUGUGGAGGUGCUGGAGCCCACCGUAGAAGAGACCCCCAAACCCAAACCCACAGUCCCAGCCUCGCCCUCAGUGUUCCAGCCUGUCUUCAUCUCCACGCCCACCAUGCUGCUCCAGAGCACCCAGACCCCCCGCCAGGUGUCUCUCCCCACAGCCCGUGGCCCCACCCACCCCUCCGCCAGCCUGGACGAGGUCGUGAAAACAACCAAGAUCAUCAUUGGCUGCUUCGUUGCCGUGACGCUCCUUGCCGCUGCCAUGUUGAUCGCCUUCUACAAGCUGCGUAAGCGGCACCAGCAGCGGAGUACGGUGGCAGUGGCUCGGACCAUUGAGAUCAUCCAAAUGGAUGAGGAGGUUCCCGAGGUUCCCCCGGCCAGGUCAGGUUCUAGCGAGUCUGAGGAGAUGGGGCUGGCUCUGCCCACCAUCUUAAAAGCAAGAUACAUCUCAUCAUCCUCAUCGUCCUCCCACAGAGACAGAGACAGAGACAAAGACAGAGACAGAGACAGGGACAGAGCUGCCUACGGGGCUCACUGGACCCAUAACAACCUGGGAAACUCCCUGCACCGUUCCUCCAGCCGCCAGCAUCAUCAGCAGCACCACCACAGCCUCAUCAGCACCAUCGCAGAGCCCUACGUCAUUAAGACCACUCACACCAAGGAGAUGGUCCAGGAGACCCAGAUCUAAGGGACUCAUGGCGGGCCUUACUGUGGAUCUAACUGUGUGGAUCUAACUGUGUGGAUCUAACUGUGGAUCUAACUGGGUGGAUCUAACUGGGUGGAUUUCUAUAUGGAUCUGACUCUACUCCCUCCUCUCUUCCUCUCCUCACUGCUCACCAGUCCAUGCAAUAGAAUGCACAAAGAAGACGGUAACUUUCUUUUGUACAGAGUGCAAAAUGGAGACAGUUUUAUCUAUCUUGUACAUGCUUAUACAUAAAUAUAGAAAUGUAAAAAAUAUACAUCUAUAUAACUUAAUCUAAUAUGGGGAUGGUGUUGGGAUUAUGUAUCAAAGAAGAAAGUAAAAUUGAAACUAUUUUCUAAUAACUUGUAAGUUCUAUUUAAAAGCGAGAGAUGUUGAGGUCUCGAUGAUGGUAUGUUUGAUUGAUUGAGGGAGGAGCUGUCUUGAGGGAAACUGUUCUUUUUGUCAUUUAGACCAUUUAGGAUGUAGUAAAAGCCCUUUAUACCCACAGCAGUUUAUAAAACAACAAGCCCUAACAUCAGAUCAGGCAUCGCAGGUUCAUCUUAUAAAAGCGGCAGUUUGUACUGUGCCAAACGUUACAAAUACAACAAAGGACUCCGGAAGAUUAUGAAAACCAACAGCCACAUCCAACAAAAUCUAGACAGAAAGACAGAGAGUAAUUUGUCGAGGGAGAGACAUGGAGAGAAGAGCAUAGAUUUUGCUGUUCAGUAGCUAUCAGCCAAAUGGUUUUAGACUGCAGUGAAUUUCUGCAGCUAAGGUUUAACCCUUUGUUUUCCGGAGCACAGCUACACAUCUAUCUAAAAACAGCUCUUUAUGUUACUGAAUCUAAACCCAUUUAGUACGGUUGUAUUUGAUUUACCCCAGGUUCCCUUGGCUAAGAUGAAGGACAGGCUAUUAUGAACAGAGAUUUGGUGUGGUUUCUUCAUGCAGAUUUAGGUGGCAUAAGGUAUUGUUCUUUUUUAUUUUUGUCUCGGGUUGUGACAUGCUUCUUAAUGGCAUGUGUAGUGUUUAGGGUUAAUGUAGUGCUGCAUUACAGUGGUUCUCUGUCUGCUCUCUGUAAGGGCUCGUUCUAAUGGUAAUCCCUCACAGUUACAGACGUGGUGCAGAGAGACUGGGGUUUGCUGACCAAUCUGCUUUUGGAAGAAAAAAAGGAGCUGGGCUGAAAUUAAAUGAAUGUCGGACAUUGGGCUUGUUUCUCUAUGGACUUCAUUGAAACAAUGAAAUUGUUUUUUCUUUUCGUUAUUUUGGGUAUUAUUUCGAGAAACACUAUUUUUAUGGGGUGUCUAUAAGGAGGCUACAAAAAAUAAAACCUUUGGUUUGUAUUUCUCUACUUGGAGACACUUCAACGUGCCAUUAUUUUCCCUGUCCCUCUUGAUGACAGUGUGGAGAUAUUAGCUUGUAAGCCUGAUAGCAUGUCAGUCCACAAACACUGAACAGAAUGCAUUCAUAAUUCUAAAUGGAGCCCUACCCCCUACCCUCCUAGUCACAACUGUAGAUCGGAAAAGGAUCAGAUAAACUUGAGCAAUAUGGCAAUUGCUUCACCUUGCCUUCUGAUAGACUUGUGGAAUUCUUUGCCAUAUUCCUUGCACCUAUCCAAUCAUUUCAGACGUACAGUACAUCAGUGCUACGGGGGUAGGGGGUAAGAUGGAGUAAGAAUUUGGAGGUCCAUGCUAUUUAUAUGUUAGAUGUGAUAAGAUAUGGUCUACCCUCCUCUUCCCCAGUUAUUCCUAUGCAUUGCGUUUCCACUGGUCCCUGUCAGUGAAUGAGUCUUUAAGUGAGGCUGUGUACAAUGCUGCAUUAUCCUCCCUCCCACACUGGAUCUCUAUGAGAGGGCCUUCUGAUCUCUGCUGCUUCACGUUGCCUAGGGGUUUAGGUAGACACACACACACGCUGAAUGCCAAAUCAGCCUCCAGCCCCUUCCCCAUAGGCACUCCUGUAGAGUUAAAAAAAAUAAUAGGUACAAGCAAUAUGGUAGCAGCCCCCUUGUCCUAGGUGGUAUUGUCACUAUAUGCUCACUAUGCUCACACACAUACAAUCCGUUCAGAUCUACAGCAGUGCAUAGUUGCUAGAGGGGCAGUGCAAAUAAUCUGACAUGGAUUCCUCUCCUUACAUAUUUUUCUACUAUUUUCCUGAUGUGAGGGGACUUUACAGGAGAAUGAAAAGUAUUGGUAUUCUUCCACCAAUUGCUUUCCCUCUUGUCCUGUAGUGUCACAACAGUGCAAAUGAAGGAAACAAGGAGAGAAAGCUACUUUUGAUCAUUGAGAUGCAGCCCAAGUGGUAGACUUAACAAGGCAAUACUUUCCAAAUGUAGCGGUACAGUGAAAUACAUAGUACAUCAUAUAAAUAAUUUGCAUAUUGUUAAACUAAUUUCUGAAUGAAAAUGAACCACUCCUUUUAUCAUUAAGUAGAUCUGUACUUCAGGUAACUGCCAAAAUAAAGGAAACACCAACAUAAAGUGCCUCAAUAGGGUGUUGGGCCCCCACGAACAAGAACAGCUUCAACACCUUGGCAUAGAUUCUACAAGUGCCUGGAACUUUAUUGGAGGGAUGUGACUUCAUUCUUCCAUGAGAAACUGCAUAAUUUGGUGUUUUGUUGAUGGUGGUGGAAAACGCUGUCUCAGGCACUCCUCCAGAGUCUCCCAUGAGUGUUCAACUGGGCUGAGAUUUCCACACACGCACACGCACACGCACACA